This is a messenger RNA of Trichoplax adhaerens, 423 nucleotides long. RefSeq lists its product as uncharacterized. The transcript is spliced from 5 exons. The record is from RefSeq and is a predicted model, not a curated record. Lineage: Eukaryota; Metazoa; Placozoa; Uniplacotomia; Trichoplacea; Trichoplacidae. The coding region runs from base 1 to 423 and encodes 140 amino acids.
AUGGCAGUAAUAUUCAAAUUAAAGAGAUAUCUUUACAUGACCAGAACAAAAUCAGUACAUUAUGCUCUAUUUCGAUUAUUGCAAUGCAGGUGGAGCAGUAUCUACAGAAAUCGAUACAAGUUGCAAUUUGAGAGGAAUUUCUGCCAAUGGGAAAAUAGCCGCCCUUUAGGUUUUAAAUUUGCAUGGAUUAGAAAUAAGGGCGAAACUAUCAUGCCCAAAACUGGUCUAAGUUACUAUCAUACUUAUCAAAAUCCUCACUAUAGUCAUUGUCUGCGAUUUUGGUAUAAUAUGAAUGGAGCAGACGUCAGUCGACUACAAGUUGUAUCAUCCACAUUGAAAUAUUAUGGUCAAAAGAAGAUAUCAAUUGCUGGAUACGCCGGAGAAAGCUAUGAAGCAGAUAUUGAUAUUGACAACAUUACGUAG